Lolium rigidum is the source of this 2626-nucleotide messenger RNA. Its product is annotated as gamma-tubulin complex component 2. Gene Ontology annotation, biological process: cytoplasmic microtubule organization; meiotic cell cycle; mitotic cell cycle. The record is from RefSeq and is a predicted model, not a curated record. NCBI's taxonomy places the organism in Eukaryota, Viridiplantae, Streptophyta, Magnoliopsida, Poales, Poaceae. Gene Ontology annotation, cellular component: centrosome; gamma-tubulin small complex; equatorial microtubule organizing center. Bases 1 to 2220 code for a protein of 739 amino acids. Gene Ontology annotation, molecular function: gamma-tubulin binding; microtubule minus-end binding. The transcript is spliced from 20 exons.
AUGGAUCCCGCGCCGGCGACCCCUCGCUGGAACCUGGACCGCCCCUACCUCACCGGACGCUUCCACCAGGUACGCACGCCGUUCCUCUUCCAAGCAACGCCCAGCCCGCCCACAUUUCCGCCCCGGCCUCACACGCCCCCCCGCUUGCCCUGGCAGGAGGCGAAGGUUUCUUUGGCGGCACAGGCGCCUGGAUCCAAGCCCUUCUCCCUCGACUCCUUCAGCCGCGGCGCUGGCGGCGGCGCUGGGAGCGUCAUCGGAUCGUACGCUGUUUCUGUUCAGGAGCUUUUAGUUAUCGAUGAUUUGCUAUCAGCUCUGGUGGGUAUUGAGGGGAGAUAUAUUUCAAUCAAGAGAGUACGCGGAAAGGAUGGAUAUGUUGUCUUCCAGAUUGAUUCUUCAAUGGACCUUGCACUCCAGGAGUUGACUCGCCGAAUUUUCCCCCUAUGUGAGGAUUUCGUAUUAGUGAGCCAGUUUGUGGAGUCCAGGUCACAUUUCAAAAAUGGCUUGGUCAACCAUGCUCUAGCCGCAGCUCUAAGGGCAUUCCUCCUGGAUUAUCAGGCAAUGGUUGCUCAACUGGAGCAUCAAUUCCGUCUUGGAAGGCUCUCUGUUCAAGGACUAUGGUUCUUUUGUCAGCGGAUGAUGAGUUCAUUGAAUGCACUGGCUGUUCUAAUAGAGAAGGCUAUGUCAAAUGACACUAGUGGUUCUGCGACACUUAAUCUACUCCAAAGCCAGGCAAAGGCGAUGGCUGGUGAUAGUGCUGUUCGGUCCUUACUGGAGAAGAUGACAGAGUGUGCAAGUGCAGCAUACCUCAGGAUGUUAGAAAGGUGGGUGUAUGAGGGUAUCAUAGAUGACCCUUAUGGUGAAUUCUUCAUUGCUGAAAACAAAUCUCUUCAGAAGGAGAGUCUCACUCAAGAUUAUGAUGCCCAAUAUUGGAAGCAAAGGUACAGCCUAAAAGAUGGUGUCCCUAGUUUCCUUAACAAUGUUGCUGCCACCAUUCUGACAACAGGAAAGUACCUUAAUGUUAUGAGAGAAUGUGGGCACAAUGUUCAGGUUUCCCUGUCAGAAAAUUCUAAGCUGAUGAGCUUUAGUUCAAACCACCAAUAUCUUGAGUGCAUCAAAUCUGCUUAUGAUUUUGCAAGUGGUGAGCUCUUGACUCUAAUGAAAGACAAGUAUGAUCUCAUUGGGAAACUGCGAUCCCUGAAGCGCUAUCUACUUCUUGACCAAGGUGAUUUUUUGGUUCAUUUUAUGGAUAUUGCCCGAGAGGAGCUUACAAAGAAACCAGAAGAGAUAUCCGUUGAAAAACUUCAGUCUCUUGUUGACAUUGCUUUGCGGAGUACGGCAGCCGCUUCAGAUCCAAGUCAUGAAGAUUUGACUUGUUGUGUUGAAAGAAGUUCCCUACUUAAAAAGCUGACAACCCUGAAAGACUUGGGCUGUGCUUACUCUUCAGACAAGUUUGCUGCAACUGAUCUUGACCAGCCCAUGACAUUAAGCAUGACUGGCUUGGAGACGUUCUGCCUUGGCUACAAGAUUCCAUGGCCACUAUCUCUUGUAAUUUCAAGGAAGGCUUUAACGAAGUACCAAUUGAUAUUUCGGCUAUUAUUUCACUGCAAACAUGUUAGUCGCCAACUGUGCCAAGCAUGGCAAAUUCAACAGGGGUUCCGUUCUGUCAAGAUUCUAGGAACACCAAUUCUACGGUCAUCAAUUCUUUGCCGCAGCAUGCUCAAGUUUGUAAACAGCCUUUUGCAUUAUCUAACAUUUGAGGUUCUUGAACCAAACUGGCAUUCGAUGCAUGACAGCCUUCAGAAGGCAAAGAGCAUAGAUGAGGUCAUCCAGAUCCACGAUUUCUUCCUCCAGAAGUGUCUAAAAGAAUGCUUGCUGUUGUUGCCUGAGCUCCUUGUGAAAGUCGAGAAGCUGAAGUCUUUAUGUCUCCAGUACGCCACUUCCAUCCAGCUCUUGAUACCGUCCAUCGAGGUUGCAGCCCCUGAGAGGAGAUCAAAAUCCGUGAUGUCGAAAUCGUCCAGAAUCAAGAAAGCACAGGAGAGGGACCAGCAACUGAAGCUAGCAUCUGAGAAUGUUGUGAUGUCGGAGUCUAUCCUGAAAUUUGAAGCGGAGUUCAACUUGGAGCUUCAGAGCCUCGUUCCCACGCUGAGCAACAGUUCGCAGGCCGAGCCGUACCUGACCCAUCUCGCGCAGUGCAUUCUUGGCGUCGGAAUCGAUCAGUGAGUGAGCUGUUUGGUGCGCGCUGUGUUCAGUGUAGCUGGUGUCUGUUGGCAACUUUGGAUGUGUGGUUGUGUAGUGCGGCAGUGCUUGGUCGUCAACGCUGAUUUAUGGCCCUGUGGAUGAAUUGAAACCUUGUAAAACAUGUUGUGCUUCCACGAGAUAGACCGUGCGUAGAUGGUUAGUGAGGCUUUAGCUGGGUGCUGUAGGCCAGUGUAGCAGUUUGGUGAUGUGUUUAAUCAUCUGCUCCGAUUUAGCAUUUCUCUCAUGCUCUGUAUCUCAGUAAACUACACUUUUGUUGCUUGAGUCACCGGUGUGUAGUCAGCCUGUAGCUUCAAGAGCCCGACAUGUAAAUCAGUCGUGGAAGGUCCAAUCGAGCUCUGUGAAUUAACUGUUUGGUUUGCCCCAUCCA